ACUGACUGCAUAAAUAUCGGACGCAACACGUGAACGAUACUUAAAUUGAACAAAAGCGCGAUGAAAUUAUUUCGUAAAAAAAAACGAAGUCCUGCGACCGUACGAUUAACGUAAAUUGAUUAAUAGUUUACUGAUAAUUUUUGUGAGGUAUCAUCGUCAAUCUCGUGAAAAGCUGUGAUCGUGAUCCUGGGUCAACGACAAGAACUAAUCAGAAUGCAAGCCAAUAUGAUUAUUUUGAUUUGCACACUCUUGUUACCGGCAAUCUUUUGCAACACUGAAAAAAACGAAACGACAUUUAUACCAACCCGAGAAUGGCAAACCGUAAAGAAAGGUCAAGCUAUACCUAGAGGAUUGCACGUACGGCACAAUUUGCAAACAGGAAUAACAGAGGCGAAAUUAAUGGACAGUGAAGAUGCAGAUGGGAAAAAUUCAAAUGGAACCUUAAAUAGUUCAAGUGACAAUUCCCUCACAUUGCACCCUGAGAAGGCAAUUUUUGAAGACAAAAAUCCGAUACCUACGGAGAAGUCUGAUUUGUUUAACCAUCCGAUUGAAGAAUUAAAAGCCCGAUUGAAACAAAUUAAAGAAGAAAAUAUUCCAGAAUUAGAUGAAGAACAUACACAGCAAAUAAAGAAAAAAUUUAAGGAUUACGAGACUUUAAAGAAAGAGUUCAAAGCAAUGGAGAUAAACAUUACAACUGACUCAGAAUUGAUAGGCAACUAUUUUCAGAAAUUUCAAGCUCACAAAAAUGGGGUCACCAUGGGAACUUUGACAAAUGCAGACAGAGAAGAAAUUUUGGAUAUUUUAUAUAAUUUAGAGUAUCUACUGCAUCAUAUUGACAAUGCCAUAGUUUUUACUGAUAUGCAAGGCAUGACCAAAAUUAUAUCCCCAUGUCUGAAUGGAACGAAUAAUGAGAUAAAGGCUGAAGCUCUGAGACUCUUGGGUGCAGCUGUUCAGUCUAAUCCCAAAGUACAAUUGAAGGCACUAGAGAAUGACUUCGUCCAAAAACUUUUGCAUAUAUUGUCUACAAAUAGUAAAAUAGAAGUGAAAUCAAGGUGUCUCUUUGCUUUGAGUGCCUUAAUAAGACAAUUUCCAGCUGCUCAAAAAGCAUGGAUCGAUCAUGGAGGGGUAGAGAUAUUUGGAAAAAUUCUUGUCGACGAUCAGAUGCAAAUACAAAUAAAAAUUAUGAAGCUGAUUAAUGACUUAAUUGUGGAAAGACAGUUCUUGCAAGAAGUUGCUGAUCCCAAAGAACAACAAUUAAAAGAAAAAUCGUAUGCAGCUGCGGAUAUCAAAACAAAAUUAUUGACAUACGAAUAUUGCGAUCAUGUGAGCAAUCUAAUGAUAGCAAGUUUUAAGGAUGAACUUAAUGAUCCCCAAAAUUACGAAUUUCUUGAAACCAUUUCUGAUAGCAUGAUUACAAUUGCUCCAAUUUGUAUAGAUCGGUUUAGAGAGAAGAAGGAUACACUAUUACCCAUUAUACAACAUUUGUUAAGUUCUUAUGAAAAUUUAAAUGUUCUAAUCGAUAAACUUAAGACAACAGAAGAACUCCGCGAUGAAUUGUAGUCAAAACGGUGAACUGCUUUCCUAUUUAUGUUGCAUUGUAAAGUUGUAAUUGUACAAAGCUUUACGUAUAACAAAAGUAUAUUUUGUCACGGGUAUUUUAAUUAUUAAUCGUUGAUAUUCCAAAGGGAUUGAUACUGAAUAAUACAUUUUCAGUCGCAGUCGUUUGUUUAUACAAAUGCGUGUAUGUACAAUGUAUCAUAGGAUGAAUGUAUGUUGCGUAUAAGCGAAGGAACGACUAUGUACAUAUAUGAACCGUGAGGUGUUUAAAUUAUUUAGCUAAUAAAUAACUAAGAGUGUUACGUCUUUUAUGUUUGAGAAAAUUGUUUAAUAAAUUAUUUCUUAUUUCUUUUCA
Ceratina calcarata is the source of this 1912-nucleotide messenger RNA. It is a transcript of the gene Sil1, whose product is annotated as Sil1 nucleotide exchange factor. The coding region runs from base 214 to 1560 and encodes 448 amino acids. The transcript has 4 exons. Gene Ontology annotation, cellular component: endoplasmic reticulum. The record is from RefSeq and is a predicted model, not a curated record. NCBI's taxonomy places the organism in Eukaryota, Metazoa, Arthropoda, Insecta, Hymenoptera, Apidae. Gene Ontology annotation, molecular function: adenyl-nucleotide exchange factor activity.